UGGGAGAGAGGAGGAGAGGCAGGCAGGGGCAGAAGGGGUGCUGGGGGCUUCCUGCGCAGGGACAUCUGCAUCUGACGGCCGGAGGGAGACGCAGCUAGCUGUAAUUGCGGCGCGUCUUGUCCAGGCUGGGCGCCCCGAACAGAAGAGAGGGCUGCAGGUAUCUAUCUCCUCCCCGAGCAGCGAGACCCCUCCUUCUGCGCCGCGAGACCAUGGCCUGGCUGCUGGCUAGGGCUCGCUGCCCCGGAGCUCUUUCCCAGGCCUUCAGGUGCCCCCGAGGGUCGGCGACAGCCCGAGGCUGGAGCCGCGGGCCCCUGACGGCGUACAUGCCGGAAGCCGUUGCGUUCCCGGGGCCCAAGGACCACCAGGGCUUGUACAAGGUGUCGGUGGAGCAGGGGGACACUUUCUGGGGAGCGCUGGGGAGGAGCCGGCUCACCUGGAUCACCCCCUUCCACUGUGUCCAGGACUGCAGCCUGCAUGAGGGCCGGGCCGCCUGGUUCCUGGGAGGACAGCUCAACGUGGCCGUGAAUUGUCUGGACCGACAUGUCCAUAUAGCUCCAGAUAAAGUGGCCUUAAUCUGGGAGAAGGAUGAACCAGGGGAGGAGGUACAGGUCACUUACAGGGAGCUGCUGGAGUUGACAUGCCGCCUGGGAAACACCUUGAAACGGCAGGGGGUGAAACGGGGUGACAGGGUCGUCAUCUACAUGCCCCCGUGCCCACUGGCUGUGGCCAGCAUGCUAGCCUGUGCCCGGAUAGGGGCUGUGCAUGCUGUGGUGUUCGCUGGGUUCAGUGCAGAGUCCCUGGCAGACAGGAUCCAGGAUGCCCAGUCAGAGACAGUGAUCACAGUGAACCAGGGGCUAAGAGGUGGCAAGGUCACUGAGCUAAAGAAGGUGGUGGACCAGGCCCUGAAGCAGUGCCCAGGAGUGAAACGUGUUCUGGUUUCAAUGAGGACUGACAACAAGGUUCCCAUGACAGCCUUGGAUGUGCCGCUGGAGGAGCCAUCCCUCUACUGUCAUGGGCAGGCAGCACAAACGAGAGCCUGUGACAGUGUGGACCAGAGGCUAAAAACACCCCAGCCCCAUGCUGAUGCACUUGCUGUGAGCCCAGCCCUAGUCUCCCACAGAGGUCACACACAGCUCUGCCUAUGUACCUGGCACUCUCCGCAAGUGCAGCUGGCAGCUUGUGCCCAGGAAAUGAUGAAGGAGGAUGCGUGUUGUGAGCCUGUUGCUAUGGACAGCGAAGACAUGUUGUUCCUUCUCUAUACGUCAGGCAGUACUGGCAAACCCAAGGGCCUGGUCCAUUCCCAAGCUGGUUACUUGCUCUAUGCUGCUCUCACACACAAGUAUGUGUUCAACUACCAGGAUGGGGACAUCUUUGGUUGCGUGGCAGACAUUGGCUGGAUCACCGGGCACAGCUAUGUGGUCUAUGGCCCCCUCUGCAAUGGUGGCACUACAGUCCUUUUUGAGAGCACUCCUGUCCAUCCCAACCCUGGACGCUACUGGGAAACAGUAGAGAGGUUAAAAAUUAAUCAGUUCUAUGGGGCGCCCACUGCCAUCCGCCUGCUCCUGAGAUAUGGUGAUGAAUGGGUAAAGAAAUAUGACCGCUCUUCUCUCAAGGUUCUUGGCUCAGUGGGGGAACCUAUCAACAAGGAGGCAUGGGAGUGGUACUUCCGUGUGGUUGGUGAGGCACGGUGCCCAGUAGUGGACACAUGGUGGCAAACUGAAACAGGAGGCAUCUGUAUCUCACCCCGUCCUUCUAAUCCUGGAGAUGAGAUCCUUCCAGGCAUGGCCAUGAGACCCUUUUUUGGGAUCAGCCCCUGCCUCCUGGAUGAUAAGGGAAAUGUCCUUCUGGAAAACAAUAUCUCUGGAGCCCUCUGCAUCUCACAGGCCUGGCCAGGUAUGGCCCGAACCAUUUACAAUGAUCAUAAGAGAUUUCUGGAAACCUACCUGACUCCUUAUCCAGGGUUUUUCUUCACUGGAGAUGGUGUUUAUCGUACCAGUGAGGGCUAUUACCAACUGACAGGACGGCUGGAUGACAUCAUCAACAUCAGUGGGCACCGGCUGGGCACUGCAGAGGUGGAGGACGUGGUGAAUCACCACAUGGCAGUGGCAGAGUCUGCUGUGACUGGCUACCCACAUGAAAUCAAGGGAGAAGGAGUCUACAUAUUUGUUGUGCUCAAGAAGGAUAGCGGCUACACACAGGAGACUCUUACUGCUGAGCUACGAGAGCUGAUCUCAAAGAAGAUUGCUAAGUACGCAGCUCCAGAGUACGUUCAGGUCACAGACAGGCUGCCCAAGACGCGCUCCGGGAAGAUUAUGCGUAGGGUGCUAAGGAAGAUUGUGGAGGACAAGGCCAGUGAACUUGGGGACCUAACUACCCUAGAUGACUAUGAAGCUGUGCAGCAGAUCAUAGAGGGACGGAAGCACCUAGUGGAAGGGCAGAGGAGCUGCUAGCUUGGCUCUCCCUGCAGCCACCUUCUCUCCCUUCACUGUAAAAUUGGGGCCAGGCCCAGAAAUGUCACUGGGCUGCUGGUGUUCAGUAAGUGAUACAGACUGAAUCUCCCCUGCAGAGUCUCAAACUAAACUCUCCAUAACACAGAGACCCUCACAACCUUUGCCUCUGCACACAUGUACGAGAUAGGAGAGAUUUUGAUGCAACGUAGAUAGAUGUUUCCUCCCCCAAAAAGCAGAAGGCCAAAAGCCUUCCUUCAGGCUCCUUGUGCAUUGCAGUGGCUGUGGAGUGAGAAACAGGGCAGGAUGCUGUGCCCAGCCCUGGAUGUGUGUACUACUCCUACCCUUGUUCUGGUCUUCAACAAUAGUCUAGUCAGAGACCACUGCCAACAUGAAAGCAUUUCCUCCAAAGCGAACAGCAGAAUGACAAGAUACAGCAGCCCAGUUGACAAAUACUGACUCUUCUCCAUAAGUCUUUGGCUAACAGGCCCCAGAUUUUAAUACAAAAAUGCUCCUUUGA
Molecule: messenger RNA, 2967 nt
Organism: Dromaius novaehollandiae (emu)
Lineage: Eukaryota; Metazoa; Chordata; Aves; Casuariiformes; Dromaiidae
Product: acetyl-coenzyme A synthetase 2-like, mitochondrial
Exons: 15
Coding region: 210-2450 (746 amino acids)
Cellular component (GO): mitochondrion
Molecular function (GO): AMP binding; acetyl-CoA synthetase activity
Source: RefSeq, a predicted model, not a curated record